GGCUGAAUUUGCCGCGGAUUGUGUUUAUCAACAAACUCAACCCAACUCGGACGGCUGUAAACGCAGUGCGUAGCAGAAAAUCCGUUUGUUUUCAAUCGCGGCUGUCAAACGUCAAAAUCACACGGUGCAUUGUUGCGUGAAUCUAGUAAAAAAUCCGCCAAGGCGCAGGAAAUGCGUUUCGCAAGCGUUUGUGUCUGUUAUUAGAAUAUUUUGUAAGUUUCUACUAGUUUAUUCACCGGAACGACGAACGUGCUUUCGCGUGUGGGUCAGGUGGAAUGGGUGGUGUCGAUACGAGUGGCUGGAAACCGCGCCGUACGAAGGGUACCGUGAUCUACAAGACGCGCAACCAGUUUGCCUGGCUCGUGAUAGCGGCCGGCACUGCGGUCUUUGCUACGUACUACACUAUCGUUAGUUACAUCGGUGGCGACGAUCUGAAGCAGCGGAUGAGGAGAGAUUUCUACGAGAAGACGGAAGAGGAAAUUGAUCGGCGGAACUUGAUGCGAUUUAGUUUAAUCGCACCGAAGCGAGGUGAUACCAUACGAAAGCUUCUUGAAGACGAAAAAGAGGAGCAAGCGAAGAAGUAGAGAUGAGCAAACGAUUGAAGUUCGCGAAGCUAAGGCUUGCCAAACCGAACGAUGUCGGCGCACCACCACCGGGCGUAGUCCCAGCUGAAGUUUGCACAAACAGUACGGUGAGUGGUAAAACAUCCAAGUACUUUACAAAUGGGGUAGAAAAUCCUUGCGCCGAGGAAGAGACCUUCAUUAUGAUACACUCCGAAGAUUCUGGAGAGGAUAAUCAGCCAACCAAAGAGCAAAGCUCGCGACGAAGACCACAAAAAUCACCUAAUGCGUGUCCGAGCGAUGGCCCGAAGCUCCCCAAACUUCGAAAGAAAGCCUGCGAUGGUAACGCGCUGAUUAGUAAUUUCUUGCACUCGCAGCCACAUCAAACAGUGGAAGAAGGCGAAGAUGAUUUCGAGGAGUCAAAAUCAAGAAAGGGGUCCCAGACGAAGCAAACUAAAGUGCAGCGAGCCGCCAAGAAAACGACUACGAAAGCUCCAAAACGCUCGAAGAAUCAGAGCGACAUUAGGAAAGUGUUUAAAAAGUACAAGAACGACCAUGAGGUACUGCACGAGCUGCUGAAAGAGCAUAGCGCUUCUGAACAGAUCGAUCCGGAGCAGCUACAGAUUGCGCUCGCUAUGUCACGAUCGCUGGCCGAUCAGGAGGAAUGUAGCAGCAAUCCUACGACCAGCGGAGAAGCGCUGGGUACCGACUGUUCUGCAGCAAGCAGCUCUGGUUCGUCCGAAGAGCGUCGGAUCGUGAGCAUUCGUACCACGUUGGAGCAGUUUGGCUUCCGGUGUAAGAACAGCUACACUGAUUACGAUUUAAACGUUAUCUUUGGUAGUGCCUCGACUAAGAAUGUGAAAAGGAUCAAGCAUAAAAGGGCUACAAACCUGCUGCCAAGAAGUAGCGAAGAGUUGGCUGCUUUCAUUGACAGUCAAGCAAAGAAAUUAUUCCCUUUAGAAAUGAGGGAAAUGAAUGAAGGGCAAAGUACGUCUAGGGUGUGGGAUAGUAUUCAAUCUCAUUUAAACAAUCUGUUUUGGAUCGCACAAACGGAAUUGCCGAGUGAGCAGCUGAUGGAAAAGUAUUACGUGCCAGAGCUGUUGGAAGUAAAUCCAGCACCGGUGGGAUGCAUGUUGAAGGACUGGAGCAAAAUUCCUGGCCGUGAGAGCACACCGGACCGAGAAAAUGGUGCCAAGCCGGUGGAGGAUACUUGCACCCGAAUGAAUUCUCCUGAUUUGUUCAACGAUUCGGAAACGGGAGAUAAUGCGGAAGAUUGUGAUCCGAUCGAGGUGCAGUUACUUAGUGGGCCUUUUGUUGAAAAGACUGACCAGACGGAAAAUGAGGAUCGAAAUGCUGCGCUCGCAGAUAAUGUUGUAGUGAUUCUUUCUUCGAAUGAAUCGGGCGGCGUUAAGCUAGCCGAAGAUGCUGGUGUAUUGCAGGAUGAUGCGAAUGAGCAGUGCAUCGAUGCUAAACAGCAGGCCAUGGAAAGCAGUAAUCCAUCAACGUGCGAAACGGAUCAAAUCCCUGUCGAAGAAGAAAUCGUUAAAGAACGGACAGAAGUAGUUGAGCUCGACGACAAUACCGAAGAAGACGAAGAUAAGUUUGUUACUGCGUCAGAAAUGUCUCAAUGUCCGCCGCCCGCUUUCCAUCGGAGCUCGGAAAACAUCUUCGACGAUUCGGAUCCGAAUCCUAUGGUCAGCUUCGAAGUUUAUUCCAGUGAAGAAGAGAAGAUUUCUGCAGCAUCGCAAGUACCGGUGGGAACGACUUCAUCAAACGGUGACGUUGCAACGACGAACAAGGCGUCCGGGGACAUGGUGCAGAAGGAGCAAAGUGGCAAGUGCAAUAAACUUGAACAAAAUGAUGGCAAUUGUCUAAACAUGCCGGUAGGAGAAGAGACUGUGGAAAAAGACAGGAAUUCAUGCGCGAGGGAUGAAGUACGAUUCUCUGCGGAAAAGGACCUUUCAUUCCAUCGACUUGCUAUUAAAGUACGGCUUAGUGAGGCAAUGGAAGGCAUGGCCAGUACGGUAGAAACGGUUGAUUUGAUAGAGGAUGCUCCUGCUAUCGACAAACCGGCACCGAAUCUUGAGGAAAUGGGGGUGAACCGUCCAACGGAAACACAAUGCAGUCAGCUGAAUGGUACACAGGAUGACGAUGUGCUAUACAUUUCUGACGAUGAGGUGAAUUAUUCUAUCCGUGGGGAAUCGUCGAGAAUUCCAGCUCGAGGAGCAGAGUCAGCUGAUGAAGAGGAUUCUGAUCAACCAAGAGAGGAUCCUGACAUGACAAUCCACUACCACGUUGUUGAACCGUUCGAGCAAAGCAGAGAAAGUUUAAACGUUUCGCCUCCAACUUCUGAAUGUGUAUUGCCUGCGGAAGAAGAACCAGAAAUUGCAAUCAUUUCUUCGAACGACGAUGAAACGAUCGUUGGAGGUAUCAAUCAUGGAGAAAACACGUUCGCCUAUUUAGAUCACUUAGUGAAGGAGUUCAACUUACCCCCAUUAAAAUCGAAACAGAGUAUAAAAAACGGGUUAAGUAAAUCGGAAAUUGGAAGAUCUAACUCCCAGCCAAUUGUUGCGAGUGCUACACUGUCGCCUAAAGAGAGUAAUCAAGCAAUCGUCCUAGAAUCGUUUGGGACGGAAGUUACAGGCGAGAAGGAGGAAAACACGGAGACUCAUCGGGAUGUAGGGAAAGUCAGCAGUAAUCACGUACCUGAAAUAUCUGAUGAGUUAUGCAACUAUCUACACAAUUAUGAAGAGCCUAACUUCGACGAUCAUGCAAUAGAGGCCGAAAUGAUCGCAUCUCAAAGUCCUCUGAUCAGUAACGUUUCAGCUGGUGGUAAGGUUUUGGGUAGAGUCAAAUCCUGUACACAGUUUGAUUCGCCUAGCAAUCACACGGCUUUAAAACGAACCGUCUCUGAAACCAGGCUGCCUUCGUCUUCGACUCCGCAUGAAAAGGACGCCUCAAAACAAUCAAAGCGCGAUAAUUUUGGAAACAAAUUUAACGAGUUAGAAUCGGCUACCGUAGGCAUGGCUCCAACCGAGUAUGUGAUCAGCACUUCGCCCGAGAACCAGAAGCCUCCUGCGUAUGAAGACAUGUCAACGCCGGAAAUUGAACGUGAAUUGUUCAAGUACGGGUUGAAGGCAUUGCAGCGGAGUAAAGCUAUUCGAGUUCUGAACUAUUUAUUCGAUGCGAUGCAUCCAUAUGUGAUGUUGGUGGAAAGGGAGAACGAACGAAACGUGCCAGUAGCACCAAAAGAACACGCUCGUUGUACGGCCGAAGAGACCACCGAGCAGCAGCAAAAGCAGAUUUCAACACCAUGCAGUUCGAUUGCGUUAAAAACGCCUCGAAAAUGCGCCUUCAAGUUGGACCUAACGGUCACAGACUGCUUCCUGCCCUCGAAGCCACGCAAAAAGAUCGCUUGGUGUGCUGUUCCACUACACAUAGCUUUCUUCAAUCUAGUGGCGGAAAGCGAAUCCUUACAGCGGCAGAUACUGCGCUACGAGCCGAUUAAUCUGGACGACAUUUACGGGACGCUGAAAGAGGCUGGUAUGCGCUACGAAACUAAUGAUCUGAUUGCCUUUCUCGACAAGCAUUGCAUCACAUUCAGAACCGCAGCAUCCAGUGGAGAUCGAACGGCGAAAGGAAGGUCAAAGGAUGGCAACAAAUAAAUUAUCCGGUGGAAAGUCGUCAUGUAAACAGGUGAUCUGAUUUUCACAUUCAAUUGUACUAA
Anopheles stephensi (Asian malaria mosquito) is the source of this 4287-nucleotide messenger RNA. It is a transcript of the gene mus312, whose product is annotated as structure-specific endonuclease subunit SLX4. Gene Ontology annotation, biological process: meiotic DNA double-strand break processing; resolution of meiotic recombination intermediates; interstrand cross-link repair. NCBI's taxonomy places the organism in Eukaryota, Metazoa, Arthropoda, Insecta, Diptera, Culicidae. The record is from RefSeq and is a predicted model, not a curated record. The transcript is spliced from 6 exons. The coding region runs from base 587 to 4225 and encodes 1212 amino acids. Gene Ontology annotation, cellular component: Slx1-Slx4 complex; nucleus. Gene Ontology annotation, molecular function: enzyme binding.